ACUCAUAUCAGCACAACCGGAGCAGUUUUCAAUGAAUUACCCAGCAGCAACAUGCGCUUCGCAACGCCUGCCCUGAACAACACCGCAAACUAGGAGACAAGGUCCAUUUCUACUUCUUCAUAUCUUCUCCUCUAAACUCUGAAACUCGUGGAGGAGUAAGAUCAUGGCCCGCUUUUCCUCUGUCUUUCUGAGUUUCUUCCUGCUCCUGUCUCUGCCCUGGUCCUGCUCUCCUGAAUCCCAGAGGGAAGAGCCGUCUAUCCAGCCCUCCAUCAUUCCGGAAGAUUCCACUGAGCUCUACAGUAACCUGACGGAUGAUGGCGCUGCGCUCAACAAGCCCUGCAGUGACCCAGUGGAGUGUAAACCUGGGAUCAUCCUGCCGGUGUGGAAACCCGUCAAUCCCGGUCUGACGGAGCAGAUUGUCCGUGCCAUCAUCUACUUCGUAUCACUCAUGUACAUGUUUCUGGGAGUGUCCAUCAUCGCUGACAGAUUCAUGGCGUCUAUUGAGGUCAUCACGUCACAGGAAAAAGAGGUGACCAUCACCAUGCCGAAUGGAGAAACCUCAGUGGCCACAGUGAGAAUCUGGAAUGAAACAGUGUCCAAUCUGACUCUAAUGGCGCUGGGAUCAUCGGCUCCUGAAAUCCUCCUGUCGGUCAUUGAGGUGUGCGGUCAUGGUUUUGAAUCUGGAGAGCUGGGUCCGGGCACCAUUGUGGGCAGCGCUGCCUUCAAUAUGUUUGUGAUCAUUGGCAUCUGCGUGUGGGUGAUUCCUGACGGAGAAGUGCGCAAGAUCAAGCAUCUCAGAGUCUUCUUCAUCACUGCCUUCUGGAGCAUCUUCGCUUACAUCUGGCUUUACCUGAUCCUGUCCGUCAUCUCACCUGGAGUCGUGGAGGUAUGGGAAGCUCUGGUCACUCUCUGCUAUUUCCCUGUCUGUGUGAUUCUGGCAUGGAUUGCUGACCGGCGCCUGCUUUUCUACAAGUACAUGUCCAAGCGCUACCGUGCAGACAAAAGGACAGGGGUUGUCGUGGAGACGGAGGGGGAAAUGACCCCGAAAGGGAUGGAGAUGAUGAUGGACGGCAAGUUUCCACUGAGAGCCGGAGCCAUAGGGAUCGGCACACAGGAACAUUACCAGGAUGGGACCGGCAACACAACCGGCACCAUGGCAACGCUACCCAACUCAAACAGCACCACCGUUUACAUGGACGGUGCCAAGGACCUGGACGAGAGCCGCAAAGAAGUGAUCCGUAUCCUGAAGGACCUGAAGCAGAAAUAUCCAGACAAGGAGUUGGAUCAGCUGGUGGAGUUGGCCAACUACUACGCCCUCCUCCAUCAGCAGAAAAGUCGCGCCUUUUACCGCGUCCAGGCCACGCGCAUGAUGAUCGGGGCUGGGAAUGUGCUCAAGAAACAUGCGGCCGAUCAAUCUCGCCGUGCUGUGGUGGUAGGUGGAGAAGAAGCGUUGGAGGAAGAUGACCUGGCUGUCUGCAGUCGCAUUUCCUUCGAGAGCCCACACAGCCAGUGCAUGGAGAACUGCGGAUCCAUCAUGAUACCUGUGGUUUGCCGUGGAGGUUUAGGGGAGAGUACUUUUUAUGUCGACUACUGUACUGAAGACGGCACAGCCAACGCCGGCUCAGAUUACGAGUACUGUGAAGGAACGCUGGUGUUCAAACCAGGAGAAACCAGGAAAGAUAUUAAGUGUGUGUUUCAGAGCACCGUUGACAAGCUGAUCAAGAAGACCAACCUGGCGCUGGUGAUAGGCACACACUCCUGGAGAGAGCAGUUUGUGGAGGCCGUGACGGUCAGCGCAGGUGACGGUGAUGAAGAUGACGAGGAGGGUCGAGAGGAGCGUCCGCCGUCCUGCUCUGAUUACGUCAUGCAUUUUGUGACGGUCUUCUGGAAGGUUCUGUUUGCGUUCGUCCCUCCCACCGAGUACUGGAACGGCUGGGCCUGUUUCUUGGUCUCUAUCACGGUGAUCGGGCUCCUGACGGCCGUCAUCGGGGAUCUGGCGUCGCACUUCGGCUGCACUGUGGGCCUGCGGGACACCGUCACCGCCGUGGUGUUUGUGGCGCUCGGCACUUCCAUACCAGACACAUUCGCUAGCAAAGUGGCUGCAAACCAGGAUCAGUAUGCAGACGCCUCCAUCGGAAACGUCACUGGCAGCAAUGCCGUCAAUGUGUUUCUGGGUAUCGGAGUGGCCUGGUCAGUAGCAGCCGUGUACUGGGCCGUCCAGGGAAAGCGCUUUUACGUGGACCCCGGAUCUCUGGCCUUCUCCGUCACCCUCUUCACUAUCUUUGCCUUCAUCUGCAUGGCGGUGCUGCUGUUCCGGCGCCGGCCGUCGAUUGGAGGAGAGCUGGGCGGCCCUCGAGUCUCCCGACUGCUCACUACACUCCUGUUUCUGGGGCUGUGGUUCCUCUACAUCCUAUUCUCCAGCCUGGAGGCCUACUGCCACAUCGAGGGCUUCUGAACAGCUAUUUAUCCCACAUGCACUGAUGUUUACCCUCAAAUCGAGAGGCUCCGUUUUACGUGACACACAAAUUUGCACACACACUUUAAGAAAACACAUGAAUUGCUGAACGCACUACUAAUAUCAGUAGGAAAUCUGAAGUUGUAGGAAUGAAAAAAGAGGAAGGAAGCAAAGCAUGUAGCAAAAGAGGGCAACACUGAGUGUAAUGUAGUAAAAAAAGGAACGAUGCUGUAAAAUAGUCUUACAUCUUUUGGUCUCAAGGGCAGAAUUGACUUUCGUUUUGCAUUGUCACUUAACAGGUUUUUAUUUCUGGUUCAAGGGCACAAUAAAUCAGAGUAGAGAUUUAAAAAAGAGUCCUCAGAACUUUAGUGACGCUAAUAAAAAUGCACAAGCGUUAACAGAUCAGCAGUUUUGCUUCAGCUCUCUGCAUCUAAAGCGAUCGCUGCUAAUACAACCACAGAGAUCCUGAGCUAAAGCCAAGACAGGCUGGGCAACACGCUGGACUUCAAGCAUGCGGAAUUACUUCAGAGCCUGCAAAGUAAAUAAGUCACGCUCUAGAACUUAUUAUUUUAAGAAAUAAUACAAUUUAAAUAACAAUGUGCACCAAGUUGACAGUAUUAGAAUCAAAUGAGUAUCAUAUCGCGAUAAAAUAUUUGUUUACACUGUCAGAAGUGAACGGUUUAUAAUCAUCGAGUGAUCAAACACUUUCAGUUGUGCCCUGUAAUGGUAGAAAUUGUUUACAGUUUGUCAAAUAGCGAGAAAAGUAGUCGAACAUUAGGCUAGAGUAGGGCAGGGACAGUUUGAAGACUAUACGACAUAUACAAUUAGUUUUACAUGAACACACAUCUGCUCAGCGUUAUGAUGCCUCUACAACUGGGAUCUUCUAAAAUGGAACACCGCUCUCAUCAUAUGACAUCAUGGUUGGAAUCUUCAUUCGUUCUGUGCUUUCUGUUGCCUGGAGACAACGGAACUCUCUCAGUGUUCGCUUUUAAAAGUGUCAGCGCAAAGAAAACAUCGGCAUCAUCUCCAUAUCUCCAGCAUCAUGUCCAAUCGGAGUACAGGAAUCGUGUUUUCCACAUUGAGGAAUUAAAAGAUGUCUCUCGUGAUGUUUGCGGUGGCUCAUCGGUCCCCUCAAACUAAACUAUGGGAGUUUAUCUUGUAAAUACAGAUUUAUUAGGAGGACAAAUGAUUUGUCAACUUUAAUACGGUGCAAAAAAAAAAAAACUUAUGAGUGUUCACGUUCAUUUACGAGUUCUCAUUACAAACAUUGAAGUCCCUGUACAGUUUCUUGGCAUUGUGUAAACCUGUCCGGGGCUGCUCGAACUACAGCGAUUGAUGAUUUAUUGAGCUGCGCAUUGAUUGGUUCCUUAGCUGAUUAUUGUGCGUGGUGCUGAUUGGUCCCUGACAGAUUCACAAUAAAAUUGUUGUUUACGUGUGGAGCACUCAGGAUUGUGUUUGUACGUACGUUAAGGAGAAUUGACGUGUUUUUAUGUCGUCGGCUCAUCUGUCUGUAGGUGUUUGUACAAAAAAAAGCUGUGUGAUGUGUGUGUGUACUGUACCUGUGCUGUUCUUCAGGGCUGGACUUUUGUCUGUGGUCUAGUCAUUCGAAAUGCAUGAUGGAGAACUAUAUUGACAGAUCUGUAAUGGCAUGCUUUGACUCUGAAGACAUGCAUGAAUUUGAAGUUUACAAUGUUUGUUGCUAAAAGGGACGAGAUGAGAGAUUCUGUUUGAAUAGGGAUGGCUGCCUGUGUUGGGUCUUGCGUGAUAUUUUGUUGUGAGGUCAGAAAAUGAACAGUUAAUUUAUUUAAGAGUGGAUCAGGAUGUCCUAUUCUUUUCAAGAAUAUCUUGUGAGGAAAAAACAACACAAUUGAUCUGCAUUUUCAAGAAAAAACGCCUAGCGUUUGCGUAGUUUUCACAAGAUCCAUGCCUUUGUUUACAGUUCAGCAGAGAGAAAUGUGCUCUCUAACUUACAGUAGAUGUGUGAAUGAAGCAUGCAAUGUUGUGUUACACAUGCUCAAAGUCAGCAUCCACUGGCUUAAAUAGACUGUUAAUCACCAAGUAAAAAAUUCUCAAUGGGAGAUAAUCAUAUGCUGUGUCCCAAUUCGCAUACUAUCCAUCCUGAAUUAUAUUGGAAAACAAAAUGAGUGCAUCCCAAAUCACUAGUGGUUUAACGCAGUGUUUCCCAACCCUGUUCCUGAAGGCACACCAACAGUACACAUUUUCAACCUCUCCCUAAUCAAACACACCUGAAUCAACUUAUCAUAACAUCAGAAGAGACUCCAACACCUGAAGUUAAUGGGUCAGAAA
Molecule: messenger RNA, 4762 nt
Organism: Danio aesculapii
Lineage: Eukaryota; Metazoa; Chordata; Actinopteri; Cypriniformes; Danionidae
Gene: slc8a2b
Product: solute carrier family 8 member 2b
Exons: 9
Coding region: 164-2455 (763 amino acids)
Biological process (GO): sodium ion transmembrane transport; calcium ion import across plasma membrane; cell communication
Cellular component (GO): sarcolemma; postsynapse; axon
Molecular function (GO): calcium:sodium antiporter activity
Source: RefSeq, a predicted model, not a curated record